This is a messenger RNA of Penicillium cataractarum, 1164 nucleotides long. Its product is annotated as class I SAM-dependent methyltransferase. Gene Ontology annotation, molecular function: methyltransferase activity. The transcript is spliced from 10 exons. The record is from RefSeq and is a predicted model, not a curated record. NCBI's taxonomy places the organism in Eukaryota, Fungi, Ascomycota, Eurotiomycetes, Eurotiales, Aspergillaceae. The coding region runs from base 1 to 1164 and encodes 387 amino acids.
AUGUCCGCCGAGAUCGUAGUUGACCCGGAUUACUAUACGCUAGAUAAAGCGGUGGCUGCAGAUGAUGAUUGGAAGUCCACAACGGGUGGCAUGCUGCGGCUUUUGCUAAAUCAAAGUUUCGCCAGCGACACGACCUCGCUGGCCUCAGAAGUUGCAAGGGGUCGUUUAGAAAAUGGGCGUAGGCGAGUAUAUCAUGCUAAACGCUCAAUUCAUGCGGUAGGGCUAACUAGGCUCUGCAGGUACCAAUCUCUGAAGUCGGAGGAGUAUUGGUCUCCAUCCGACGACCAGCAAUUCGAGGCCUAUGAAACAGGCCAUCUGGUGGCACUCCUGCUGGAAUAUCAUCAGCCUAAGCUGCUGCACCGAGCUCCUCUCAAAAAACCGAAGAAUAUACUAGAUGUGGGAACUGGUAAAGGUAACUGGGCUAUCGAUAUGGCAGAUGCCUAUCCUGAUGCCACGGUCCGCGGUGUUGACCUGUCUCCUCCUCCGGUUACCUGGAUGCCUCCGAACUGCGUUUUUGAAUUAGACGACCUCCUGCAAGAGUGGACCUGGUCCGAGCCGUUCGAUUUUAUCUAUUUACGCCACAUGCUGGGCUCAUUCGAUGAGGAGGGAUGGAAUACGCUGUACAAGCGCUGCUAUAACAACCUCGAGCCCGGUGGUUGGAUUGAGGAGUUUGAGCUCGAUAUCCGAGUCAAAACUGAUGAUAACUCUCUACCAGAGGAUUCUGAACUGGCGAAGUGGGGUGAAAACUUUAUGGGCUGCUCUGAACGAGCUGGACGGGCCCUCACCGUUCAGGAAACAAUGCGAUCAAAGAUCGAGAAGGCCGGUUUCAUCGACGUGCAUGAACAGGUCUACAAGGUUCCCAUUGGACCUUGGCCUAAAGAUAGGGUGUACAAAGAGGUUGGACAGCUCAAUUAUCAUCACUGGGUGACUGGCAUGGAAGGCUAUGCUAUGUGGCUACUGACUAAAUUUGGCGCGCCGACUCCUUGGACUGUCGAGGAGGUGCAGGUGUAUCUUGCGAAGGUUCGGGCGGAUUUGAAAAACCCGAGCAUUCAUGGCUGGCAUUAUGGACGAAAAGUUUGGGCCAGAAAGCCUAGAGCGGGUGAGGUCAAGGAGGUCAAGGAGGAAUCCGUAGAGGCUCCCGUCACGCCUGAACCGUCUCCUUGA